Columba livia (rock pigeon) is the source of this 3532-nucleotide messenger RNA. RefSeq names its product cadherin 1 (gene CDH1). Gene Ontology annotation, cellular component: flotillin complex; apical junction complex; adherens junction. Gene Ontology annotation, biological process: calcium-dependent cell-cell adhesion; cell-cell junction assembly; adherens junction organization. The record is from RefSeq and is a predicted model, not a curated record. The transcript has 16 exons. NCBI's taxonomy places the organism in Eukaryota, Metazoa, Chordata, Aves, Columbiformes, Columbidae. Gene Ontology annotation, molecular function: cadherin binding; calcium ion binding. Bases 102 to 2729 code for a protein of 875 amino acids.
CCGGCACCUGCGGGGCGGGACUGGCACCGGGACCGGGCUCACCUGCGGAUCCGCGGCGGCGGCGCCUCGAUCCCUCCGGCACCGCAGUAGCACCGGCAGCCAUGGGGCGGCGGGGGUUCUGUCCGGCCCAGCUCUGCCUCCUACUCCUCCUGCUCCAGGCCAGCCCCCGGCUGUGCGAGCAGGCAGCUCCAUGCCAGCCCAGCUUCACCACAGAGACCUUCGCCCUCACCAUGCCGCAGGACAGUGUGGCGGCGGGACAGAAGCUGGGACAAGUGAGUUUUAGGGACUGUGACAAGCAGCAAUCUGCUGUGAUCCUCUCGGACGACACGCGGUUCAACGUGAGCAGGGAUGGCGUGAUCUCUGCCACCCAACCUCUGCAGCUCCAGCGGAGGGAGAUCAGCUUCUCCGUCCACGCCUGGGACACUGCGGGCAAGAGGCACUCGGCCAGGGUGACCCUGCGCAGGUGGUGGCAGCAGCAGCAGCAGGACAUGGCACCUGAUGUCCUGACCUUCCCUGAGCAUGGUCAUGGGCUCCAGCGGCAGAAGAGGGACUGGGUCAUCCCCCCUAUCAACUGCCCUGAGAAUGAGCGGGGGCCCUUCCCCAAGAAGCUGGUGCAGAUCAAAUCCAACAAGGACAAGGAGACCAAGGUUUACUACAGCAUCACGGGGCAGGGGGCGGACACUCCCCCUGUGGGCGUCUUCACCAUCGAGCGUGAGACGGGGUGGCUGGAGGUGACAAAGCCACUGGACCGGGAGCAGAUCGAUAAAUAUGUGCUCUUCUCCCACGCCGUGUCAGCCAACGGGCAGCCCGUGGAGGACCCGAUGGAGAUCAUCAUCACCGUGACGGACCAGAAUGACAACCGGCCUGUCUUCACCAAGCAAGUCUUUGUCGGCUACAUCGAGGAGAACGCAAAACCGGGCACAUCCGUGAUGACUGUGAACGCCACGGAUGCAGACGAUGGGAUCACUGUGAACAAUGGCAUCAUCGGCUACUCCAUCAUCAGUGAGGAGCCCAGGAGCGCGCAGCAGAUGUUCACCAUCAACCCAGAGAAAGGUGUCAUCAGUGUCAUCGGCACGGGGCUGGACCGGGAGACUACCCCCAACUACACGCUGAUCAUCCAGGCUGCGGACCAGGAAGGCACUGGCCUGGCUACCACUGCCACCGCCAUCGUGGAAGUCACUGAUGCCAAUGACAACCCUCCCAUCUUCGACCCCACCAGGUAUGAGGGGACGGUGAAGGAGAAUGAGGUGGGAGUGGUAGUGACCCGGCUGCACGUGACGGACGGGGACAUGCAGGGCUCCCCUGCUUGGCAAGCCGUCUACCAUAUCAAGAGCGGGGACCAGGACGGCAGCUUCGUGAUCACCACUGACCCCAAAACCAAUGACGGCAUCCUGAAAACCGCCAAGGGCCUGGAUUAUGAGAGCAGGAGCCAGUACAACCUUCUGGUGACAGUGGAGAAUGCUGUCCCCUUCGCCGUGCCGCUGCCACUCUCCUCUGCCAGUGUCCAGGUGAUGGUGGGGGAUGUGAACGAAGCCCCCAUUUUCAUGCCACCAGUCAAGAAGGUUGACGUGAUGGAGGACCUGCCGCUGGGCCACCAGGUCACCUCCUACACGGCCCAGGACCCCGACAAGGACCAGAGGCAGAAAAUCACGUACCGCAUGGGCAGUGACCCCGCGGGCUGGCUGGCCAUCAACCCUGAGACCGGCAUUGUCACAGCGGCCCAGCCACUAGACCGUGAGUCGGUGCACGCCAUCAACAGUACCUACAAGGCCAUUGUCCUGGCCGUGGAUAGCGGGGCGCCGGAUGCCACCGGCACGGGGACGCUGCUCCUCCUCCUCCAGGAUGUCAAUGACAACGGGCCCACACCAGAGCCCCGGAACUUUGACAUCUGCAACCAGCAGCCCGAGAAGCAGACGCUGACCAUUGUGGACAAGGACCUGCCCCCCAACACCUACCCCUUCAAGGCAGUCCUGGAGCAUGGCUCCGGUAGCAACUGGACCGUUGAGGUGACUGGUCGAGACCUAGUGGUGCUGACGCUGAACAAGGUGCUGGAGCCGGGCGAGUACAACCUGUUUCUGAAGCUGACGGACGGGCAGGGGAAGGUGCAGAUGACACCAGUCAAGGCCCAGGUGUGCGACUGUGAAGGGCCAGCCAAGAACUGCGAGCGGCGAGCAUACAUCGCUGGCGGACUGGGCGUCCCUGCCAUCCUGGGCAUCCUGGGGGGCAUCCUGGCUCUGCUGAUCCUGCUGCUGCUGCUGCUGCUCUUCGCCAGGCGAAGGAAGGUGGUGAAGGAGCCACUGCUCCCGCCUGAGGAUGACAUGCGGGACAACGUGUACCACUACGACGAGGAAGGUGGUGGCGAGGAGGACCAGGACUACGACCUGAGCCAGCUGCACCGGGGCCUGGAUGCCCGCCCCGAGGUGAUCCGUAAUGACGUGGCCCCCCCGCUGAUGGCCGCCCCCCAGUACCGGCCCCGUCCUGCCAACCCUGACGAGAUCGGGAACUUCAUUGAUGAGAACCUGAAAGCAGCCGACACAGACCCCACGGCUCCCCCCUACGACUCGCUGCUGGUGUUUGACUACGAGGGCAGCGGCUCGGAGGCCGCCUCGCUCAGCUCCCUCAACUCCUCCGACUCUGACCGCGACCAGGACUACGACUACCUCAGCGACUGGGGCAGCCGCUUCAAGAAGCUGGCGGAGCUUUAUGGCGGGGGGGAGGAGGACGAUUAGGAUCCCCAGGUCCCCCCCGGCCGGCAGCCACCCCGCGCAGGCGGCUCAACUCAUUUCACCCACCGGACUCGUGUUGGAUUUCACCCAGGGGGGUGAACCCUCUCCGCCUCCCCUCAGCCUGAUGUCCACAUCCCCUGUAUUCAGUGCAGGGGAAACUUGGGGUCACCAGGGCUGGGGGGUUUGGUUUUCUAGGGAGCCUGUGUGUUUCCUCCCCCAUCAGCUCUGGGCAUCACGGUGCCGUUCAAUCCAUUCCACGUCCCGGAGCUGAGGUGCUCCCGGCCACGUGGGGCAGGGUCAGCUCCUUGUCCCUGGAGGGGACAGACCCCAACAGCUCCCGGCGUUCACUGUGCGGGAAAAGAGAUUUUCUGUCGCUUUCCAAAAUACCUCAUGUUCGUGAACCCAGUGCUGGAGGAGCAAUGCGGCCCCGGCACUGCAGCUCUGUGAGGCGAGGUCCACGAUAAACGCAGACCAAAGAUGUGCCAUCGCGUGCUGCACAUGAGGGAAUUGUAUUUGAUAAAAUACUCACAGGCAGAUUUCUAUUUUUUUGUACCCCAGAUUACGGUAUGAUUUCCUUCUUGUCGUGCCAGGUGUAAUUAUUGUGCAGUCAAUGAGAGGCGCUUUCGGAAAUCAAAGGGCUUUACUGAAAUUCUGAAUUCUGUGUUUAGCUGUUGUCGUGGUUUGUAUUUUUUUUAUCAUGGGAAAAGGGUUUGAUGCAGGCUGGGAAGCCAGCAAUGGUCUAGUAUUAAUUGAUUGUGUGGUUUUUAUAUAAAAUUGAAAUAAUAAAUUGUUUUAAGAAAACCAAA